AUCAUGGGCGUAUACAUGUAGCUAUUGUACCUACAAGCAGCCUAUAAAAGUAUAGUGUAUUGUUUGUAGCAAGCUAGAACUUUGAGCUUAUAGCAAGUAUCAUGAGAGAAUGCAACUAACAGAGCAGUGUAUAUCGUGUACCUUGCUGCUGACCUUAGCAGCACUGCUAACAGGGGCAAGGGGGUCAGCUCAACUGUAUGACUUUGGGAUCAUUGCCUCUGAUAACCAGCUGAGCUCUGCAGAUGAGCUCUACAUGCAAGUGAACCUCACAGAUCCCUUACUGUACCUAGGAGAACCUGAAAUGGAGGUCUAUGUUGGCACUGAUGGAUUCCUGACCUUUGAAGACCCUAGGGUUUUCUCCUUAGAAACGAUCAGCAUCAUUGCUCCAUUUUUUGCAGACAUUGACACAAGGGGAUUGGGAAAUGUCUACUACAGAGUGUCUACUAAUGCUGCACUUUUGGCGUCUGUUGGAGAGAGAGUUCAGAGAGCAUUUGACAAUGUGGUCUCCUUUAACCCGGAAUCAGUGUUUGUGGGGACCUGGGAUCGAGUGGGCAGCUAUGACAAAAGAACAGAUAAGGUCAAUACCUUCCAAGUUGCUGUUGCAACUGAUAUGAACUCCAUGUCGUCGUUUGUAAUCCUUCUGUACUCUGACCUACAAUGGUACGUUCCUGACAUCAAGAUGAUGUCAUCUGAAAGUGCGAGUGGUUCUGGAUUCGGCACUAGUGGUACUAGUGACAGUGGUGGCCCUAGUGGGAGUGGGAGCACUGCAAGUGGACUACCUGCUUUUGCUGGAUUCCAGGACCAAAGUGGAGCCCCAGUGUACACACUACCAGGAUCUGAUACGGAGCAGAUAAUGUUGCUAAGCAAUACCAGUAACGUUGGAGAGCCUGGCGUCUGGGUGUUCAAAGUCGACAGUGUGAUAGACAUCAACGAGUGUCUCACCAACAAUGGAGACUGUGCCCAGAACUGUAACAACAUUGAGGGCAGCUUCAACUGUUUCUGUAACUCCGGGUUCACUCUACACAGCAAUGGAUUCAACUGCAGCGACAUCAAUGAGUGCCUAACUGACAAUGGAGACUGUGAACACACCUGUUCCAACAUUGAGGGAAACUUUAGCUGCUCCUGUAACACUGGAUAUCAACUAGACAUCAACUCACUGAACUGCUCAGACAUCGAUGAGUGCUUGCCUGACAAUGGAGACUGUGAACACACUUGUACCAACACUGAGGGCAGCUUCAACUGCUCCUGUAACACUGGCUAUGAACUGGACAGCAAUGGAUCAAACUGCUCAGAUAUUGAUGAGUGUUCUCGCAAUGAGUUUGAUUGUCUGUCUAAUUCUAUCUGCGUCAACAGUGAGGGUAAUUACACCUGCCCCUGUAAUAAUGGCUUUGCUGGAGACGGCUUCACUGGUUGUGAAAACAUCAACGAGUGUAAAGAUGGCACUCACAACUGUGACCGCAAUGCUCUCUGUACUGACAAUGUUGGGAGCUUUGCUUGCACUUGUGUGUUUGGCUACACUGGGACAGGAGAGCAAUGCGACUGCACUGAUGGACAGGUGCGGCUGAUGAAUGGAAGUGAACCCAGUGAAGGUCAGAGAAUGGGAAGAGUUGAGAUCUGCUACAACAACACCUAUGGCAGUGUAUGUGAUGACUUCUUCAAUGAGAAUGCUGCAGCUGUUGUCUGCAAUGGAGGAACUGGCUCUCCAGUUCGUGGUAUUGACAGUACAUUUGGUGUUGGUUCUGGUCCCAUCACUCUGGACAAUGUGGUGUGUGUUGGCACUGAGAACAACCUCUUGAGCUGCUCCCAUAACCAGAUAUUCCAGCACAACUGUGACCACUCUGAAGAUGUGGCUGUCAUCUGUGAUGUCUCAUGUAUUGACGGCAGUGUUAGACUGAGAAAUCCUGAUGCUGUCUCAGAGAGCACCCUUCCAGAAUACGACCUAAUCAAGGAUCAGGUGUCUCGUGGUGUGGUGGAGUUGUGUGUGAACGGUGACUUUGGUAGCCUCUGUGACAGUGAGUGGGACGAUCAGGACGCCUCUGUGGUCUGCAGACAGUUGGGUUUCUCCCCACAUGGAGCCAUUCAUCUUGACGGCUAUUUAUUCAAUGGAUUCGCUUCUUCAAGUGUUAGAGACGGUAGUUAUGGUUGUGUUGGAACUGAAAGUGAGCUAAUAAGUUGUGCUUAUCAGCCAGCUGCUACUUGUGGUGGGGUUAACGUUGAAGGAGCUGCAGUAGUGUGUCAGGAUAAAACAGCAACUGCUUUCAGCAACUGUACUGAUGGAGAGAUUCGACUAGUGGGUGGAGCUAAUGUCACUCUCGGAGCUGUUCAAGCCUGCAUGAAUAAUGCUUGGGGCUCAGUGUGCAAUGACAGAUUUGGUACCAACGAUGCCACUGUGGUGUGCAGACAACUUGGCUUCCCUGUCACUGGGGCUGAGGCCUUCAGAGAUGCCAGUACCAGGUUCAAUAUAUCAACAGGACCUGUGUUCCUAGACCGGGUCGACUGUAGAGGGUCAGAGAGCAGCGUAAUGGGCUGUAGCCAAACACUCCCUGGUCUAUCUCAAUGUACUGCCUCCGAGAUUGCUGGCGUAAUCUGUAUAGAUGUGAACCAGUGUCUGACCAACAAUGGAGGGUGUGCCCACAACUGCACCAAUGAGCUUCCUGGAUUCACAUGUAGCUGUAGAACCGGCUACAAUCUGGACACUGACAAAAGAAGCUGCGUUGAUAUCAACGAGUGUGAAAUUGAGGACAUUUGUUUGGACGAGUGCUUCAAUACUGAUGGUAGCUAUACCUGUCUCUGCACCUCCAACACUAUUUUGGAUGCAGAUGGACAAAAUUGCAUACCCUGUCAAGAUGGAGGUGUUCGGCUGGUGAAUGGUUCUGUUCUGUCUGAGGGAAGAGUGGAGGUGUGCAGAGGUGGAGUGUUUGGUACCGUCUGUGAUGACUUUUGGGAUGAGCUGGAUGCCAGGGUCGUCUGUACACAACUCGGAUACUCUGCAUCAGGGUCCAUUGCUGUGUCUGGUGGUGGGUUUGCCCAAGGCAUUGGCUCUAUUUUUCUUGACAACGUGAAGUGCAGUGGAAAUGAGCAGAGUCUGUUGAACUGUUUGUACAGUCAGACCCACAAUUGCGACCACUCUGAAGAUGCAGGAGUCAGGUGUCAAUCCAUGUGUAGUCAUGGUGAAGUGCGACUGGUGGUGGGAGAGGAUGCGGACUCUUUCUACGAGGGUCUCACUGACUACAAUGAUGCCUACUAUGACAAGGAUGGACUGACAAGUGGCAGAGUGGAGGUGUGUGUCUCUGGGAGGUACGGUUCAGUCUGUCACACCCCUUGGACAGAAAUGGACGCCUCUGUCGUCUGCAAGCAACUAGGCCUCUCACAAUAUGGUGCUAUCAAUGUGAAUGCUGAUAUUUUUACGGAGGGUAGUACACCUCGCCUGGUAUCAAUGGCCAACUGUACCGGAACUGAGGUAUCACUUCUCGACUGUAUGGGUGUAGUCACUGGCUCUGGCACUGGCUUCACUUGCCCCACCUCUGGAGUUAUCUGUCAAGCUUCAGGCACAGCAGCUGGUGACUGCUCCACUGGAAAUAUUCGUCUCACGAAUGCCACUGACACUUCAACAACCAGGGAAGGACGUUUGGAGGUGUGCAUCAACAAUGCCUGGGGAACAGUCUGUGAUGACCGAUUCAACUCUCUUGAUGCAACUGUGGCCUGUACUCAACUAGAAGGAUUCAACUCAUCUGAUGCUGCAUUUUUACCUAGGGGCACAGUUGAACAAGGUUCUGGUCCAAUAUUUUUCUCUGGCCUAGUGUGUACUGGACAGGAGUCUGAUCUGCAGGACUGUAGCUUAUAUUCUAACCAACCACCUAGCACCUUCUCUAGCUGUCAACACUCCCAGGAUGUCGCCGUGAGAUGUACAGACAUUGACGAGUGUGCUGAAGAUAAUGGAGGAUGCAACCAGACCUGUACCAACUCUAUCGGUAGCUACGAGUGCAGUUGUCAGAGUGGCUAUCUACUCAACCAAGAUGAGAGAGGAUGUGAUGACAUUGACGAGUGUUUAGCUGACUCUCAUAAUUGUGACCGGGAGAAUGGUGUGUGCAAUAACACAGUGGGUAGCUUCAACUGCUCCUGUCGCAGUGGCUUUACUGGAGAUGGACUUACCUGUACUCGUAUAUUGUGCGUACAAGAGGACAACAUUUGCCAUGCCAACGCUAUUUGUUCUGAUGACACCGAGACUGGUAUUUUCUGUGAGUGUAAGGAGGGCUAUGUUGGAGAUGGAAUAGUCAACUGCUCAAACAUUGACGAGUGUUCCAGUGCUAUCCUAAACACCUGUCAUGAGAAUGCCACCUGCACUGACACUAUGGGCAGCUUCAACUGCUCCUGCAUACAGGGCUUCCAAGGAAAUGGCACUGACUGCACAGACAUCAAUGAGUGCAGUGAUGAAGCACUGAACAAUUGCCAUGUUGAUGCCAUCUGUGUGAAUGAGGUUGGGAACUUCUCCUGUGCAUGUAGACCUGGUUACCGUGGUGAUGGUGUGAGCUGUGAAGAUAUCAACGAGUGUGAUGAAGAGACUGAUAACUGUAUCAACUCACCUUGCAACAACACGAGAGGCAACUUUGUGUGUGGAGACUGUUUCCCUGGGUUCGCUGGAAGGAACCAAUGCUCGUGUAUGCAAGGAGAUGUCCAGCUGUUCAAUGGGGCCAACAGGACACUGACCACUGAGCAAGGCUUUGGUCGUGUGGAGGUGUGCUACAACAACUCCUACUACACUGUGUGUGAUCAUCGCUGGGACGUCCUGGAUGCCAGUGUGGUGUGCACACAGUUGGGGAAGAACUCGGCAGGGUCUGUACCUGUGGGGGGCAGUGUGUUCAGCAGUGGCCCCUCCCCCAUUCUCCUGGACAACAUUCGCUGCUCUGGUAGCGAGUCAUCUCUUCUCGAGUGCAGCCACAACGGGUUCCAAGUGUUCAACUGUGACCGCAGUGAGAUUGCUGGGGUGUUCUGUGACAGUGCGUGCAUUGAAGGAGAUGUGAGGCUACUGGAAGCCGACGGUCUCUCAGACUACACUGAUCUGUCCAGUGAUCAAGACGACCUGCUCAGGGGCAGAGUGGAGGUGUGCGUGGGAGGCAACUAUAGCACUGUGUGUAACGAUGGUCAAUGGGACAAUCAGGAUGCCUCUGUGGUGUGUCGACAACUGGGGCUCUCCCCAUAUGGGUCUGUUGUGGUGUCUGGUGGAUUGUUCUCAAGUACCGUCCUCUCCCCGGCCCUCUCUGGUGUGAGGUGUAAUGGCUCUGAGGAGCAGCUCCUCCAGUGUCCCCACAGCCCCUCCCCCCUAUGCACCACCCAGGAGGACGCAGCUAUCAUCUGUCAAGAGAGGAGCACUGUGAGAGGUGAGUGCAGUGAUGGAGAGAUUCGACUGGUGGGAGGCAACAUACUCUCUGGGCGUCUGGAGCUCUGCAUCAACAAUGCCUGGGGCACUGUCUGUGAGGAGGGAUUCACUGCAGAUGAUGCUCAAGUUGUCUGCAACCAGAUUGGACUACCACAUAACGGAGUGAAUGUUUUUAGAGAUGAGCGUUUUGGAAUUGGAAAUGGCCCAAUUUUCUUAAGCAGUGUUCGUUGUUUUGGAACUGAGACACAGUUAUUGGAUUGUGAAUAUCGAACUGUACAUUCCUGCACACAUUCCAAUGACAUCUCCAUUGAGUGCAUAGACAUUGAUGAGUGUGCUGUCAACAAUGGUGGUUGCUCUCAGGUGUGUGUGAACGACCUCCCUGACCCGAGUGGUGUUGCACCUGGUUAUCACUGUGAGUGUCGUACUGGUGACACCCUCCAUCCUGACAACCACACCUGUAUCCCCAACUCCCUCUGCUCCCUCAUUGAUGGGGACCUCUCUUGCUCCUGUCGCCUUGGCUACCUGGACUCAACCGGGAGCGGACUCAACUGCACAGUUGACAUCAAUGAGUGCUUGAAUGCAAGUGCGUGUGGCCUAAACUUUGACUGUAUCAACAAUGACGGCAGCUUCUUAUGCUACUGUGGUCCUGGUUUCUACCGCGAUGAGGGUCUAUGUGUAUGUCGUGAUGGAGAGUUGCGACUGGUGGGUGAGGCUAACAUGACGGAGGGACGAGUGGAGCUGUGCCUCUCUGGAGGUUACACUACACUGUGUGAUGACUCUUGGGACGAGCAAGAUGCUACUGUGGCCUGUCGACAGCUCGGAUACUCCACUGAUGCUGUGGUGGCGUUCAGUGAUGCUCACUUUGGUGAGGGUGUGUCCAACAUCAGCCUGGGGAGUCUGGACUGUACUGGCAGUGAGAGUCGACUAUUGGACUGUUCCCACCAGACAAGCCCCGUCUGUUCCCAUGCCGAGGACGCCGGUGUGAGGUGUGGAGCUUUGUGCACGGAGGGUCAUGUGAGACUGGUAGCCAAUGAGGAGUUUGACAACAACGGACUGACUGAUGGAAGAGUGGAGGUGUGUGUAGGCGGGCGAUACGGAGCAGUGUGUGACGACUUCUGGGACAGUGGAGACGCCUCUGUGGUAUGCAGGGAGAGGGGACUGUCUUCAUAUGGAGCUGUUGCUCUGCAAAGUGUCACUUUCUCCGAUACUUCUGUUCCACUACUCAUCACGGACCUUGGUUGUGUUGGCAACGAGACAUCUAUACUGGAUUGCAGCUUCAACCAAUCACCAGACACUUCUUGUGGAGCGUUUGAAGAGGCAGGAGUCGUGUGUCAAUCUCUGUCCACUCUCCGUGGUGACUGUGCUGAGGGACAACUGAGACUAGCCAACUCCACUGAUGAUGAGAACACUCAGUCUAGACAAGGCCGAGUAGAGAUCUGUAUCAACAAUGCCUGGGGCACUGUCUGUGACUCCAGCAACACGUUUGGCCCCAACGAUGCCUUGGUUGCUUGUGCUCAACUGUCUGGGUUCCAGAGAGCUGGGGCAGGAGUGGUGACUCCCAACCUCCCCCCGGCCACUGGUCCGGUCUUCCUGGACAGACUACUGUGUCAGGGCACCGAGAGCUCUCUGUUGGACUGUCCCAACGUGCAACUGGGUGUGGUCACAUGUACCCAUUCACAAGACGUUGCAGUCAGAUGCACAGAUAUCGACGAGUGUGCCACCAACACCUCGUGCUGUGAACACAACUGUUCUAACACUAUUGGCAGCUUUGACUGCAGUUGUUACGAUGGCUACCAACUCGACAGUAACGGGUGUACUUGCUCAGACAUCAACGAGUGUGCCAUGAACAAUGGAGGCUGUGAGCAGAACUGUAACAACACUGAGGGCAGCUUCAACUGUUUCUGUAAUACCGGGUUCACUCUAGACCCAAACCAGAGCAGCUGCAAUGAUGUGAAUGAGUGCUUGGAUAGAAAUGGUGGCUGUAACCAAGGUUGCAACAACACUGCGGGCAGCUUCUACUGUUACUGCAAUGAAGGGCACACACUUCAUAGCAAUGGCUUCUUCUGUGAGGACAAUAAUGAGUGCCUCUCCGGUAAUGGAGGAUGUGAACACACUUGUACUAACAAUGAGGGGAACUUUAGCUGCUCCUGUAACACUGGCUAUGAACUGGACAGCAAUGGAUUCAACUGCUCUGAUAUUGACGAGUGUGAUCGCAAUGCGUCUGAGUGUCUGUCCAAUUCUACGUGUGUGAACAUUGAGAGUAAUUACACCUGCCCCUGUAAUAAUGGCUUUGCUGGAGACGGCUUCACUGGUUGUGAAAACAUCAACGAGUGUGAAGAUGGCACUCAUAAAUGUGACCGCAAUGCCAUCUGUACUGACAAUGUUGGGAGCUUUGCCUGCACUUGUGUGUUUGGCUACACUGGGACAGGAGAGCAAUGCGACUGCACUGAUGGACAGGUGCGGCUGAUGAAUGGAAGUGAACCCAGUGAAGGUCAGAGAAAGGGAAGAGUUGAGAUCUGCUACAACAACACCUAUGGCAGUGUGUGUGAUGACUUCUUCAAUGAGAAUGCUGCAACCGUUGUCUGCAAUGGAAUUGGCUCUCCAGUUCGUGGUAUUGACAGUAUAUUUGGUGCUGGUUUUGGUCCCAUCACUCUGGACAAUGUGGUGUGUGCUGGCACUGAGGACAACCUCUUGAGCUGCUCCCAUAACCAGAUAUUCCAGCACAACUGUGACCACUCUGAAGAUGUGGCUGUCAUCUGUGAUGUGCCGUGUAUCGAGGGGAGUGUCAAGCUACUUAACCCAACAGCAUUUGUGAGACCUCUCCAAUCCUACAACUUCAUCAAGGACCAGUUGUCUCGAGGCGUUAUUGCUGUGUGUGUCAACGGACAGUACUCCACUCUCUGUGACGACAGGUCAUUCAAGUCUAUCGAUGCCUCCGUAGUCUGCAGUCAGCUGGGAUUCUCAUCUUAUGGUGCUGUGGCUGUGUCUGAGUUCUUCUCUGACAACACUCUCACUGGAAUCCAAUCCAAUUUUUCCUGCAAUGGCGCAGAGAACAAACUGACAGACUGCAGACUAACUUCCAGGGGAACUUGCUCAUUAUCUGAUGGUGAUGUGGGUGUUGUAUGUGCCCCUCUCUCCACUGUGAUGGGUGUGAUGUGUGAGGACGGUGAUGUGAGGGUAGUGGGUGGAGAGACUGUCCUUGAGGGAAGGGUUGAGGUGUGUGUGAAUCGUGCCUGGGGCACUGUCUGCGGUAGAGGCUUCACUGAGGACGAAGCUCACACUGUCUGCACUCAACUAGGACUCCCAUUCAAUGGUACUGUUGUGUUUCCAGACUCCUCCCAGUUUGGGGAAGGGUCUGGUCCGAUAUUCUUGGAGGGACUGACUUGUUCCAGUGAGAGCUCCAACCUUGUGCAGUGUGCGGACAACCCCAUUGGUGUCCACAGGUGCACACACUCUCAAGAUACGGGGGUCAGGUGCCUAGACUACAAUGAGUGUGCUGUUGGAAAUGGAAAUUGCUCCCAGAUCUGUGAGAACCUAAUCCCUGGUCACAGGUGCCUCUGUGAGGAUGGUUACCUUCUGGCUGAGGACAACAGGACCUGUAAUGACAUUGAUGAGUGCAGGGACUCUCCCUGUCAUCCCAACGCCACCUGCACCAACACUCAAGGUGGCUUCCAAUGUAGCUGUGACAACAACUUUGCAGGUAAUGGGACCUCCUGUACCCUCGUCUGUGUGAACGGCUUCCAACUGGAGGGACAGACCUGCGUGUGCAAUGAUGGAGACCUGCGGCUAGUAAAUGAGGGAGGGGAUAACGAGGGACGUGUGGAGGUGUGCUUCAACAACACGUACGGCACCGUCUGCGGAGAUUUCUGGGAUGAGCUGGACGCUACUGUAGUCUGUCGAGACCUCGGAUUCGCCACCAAUGGCUCUCUUCCAGUGACUGACUUGAGGUUUGGUGGUGGGGAGGGUGAAGUCUUCCUCAGUAAUGUCCACUGUCAAGGAACCGAAGAGAGACUAGUAGACUGCCCUAGCAACCCGACCAACUGUAGCCACACCAGGGACGUUGGAGUCAGGUGUCAAGCAAUGUGCACGGAGGGUGAAGUGCGACUCUGUAUUGGGGAGGGGUGUGUUUUUAUGGAGACCCAGGACUUCCUCAUUGACAACAGACUAAGUGUGGGGCGUGUGGAGGUGUGUCUGGACGGACGAUUUGGGACAAUCUGUAGAGACUCUUGGGAGAAUCGUGAUGCAUCAGUUCUCUGCUCAGAGUUGGGCUUCUCUCGCUAUGGUGCUAUUGCUCUGUCCGAUGCUCAGUUUUCUGAGGGACUCAAGCCAACCAGCUACAACGAGAUCAGCUGUCAUGGAAAUGAGAGUAAACUGUCAGAAUGUGCAUUUGUGGGGCCAUCUAGAGCUCAGAGCUGCGGUCGUUUUGAGGACGCAGAGACUGUCUGUCAGAAUCCAGCAACAACUGUGGCUGGCAACUGCUCCACUGGUGACGUGCGUCUCAUUGGACCCACAGACCAGACAGCUGGCACAGCCGAGGGACGAGUGGAGGUGUGCAUCAACAAUGCUUGGGGCACCGUCUGUAGCAAUAGCUUCACCCCUGAGGAUGUCGGCACCAUCUGUGUGGACCUGGGAGGAUUCAACAGAAGUGCAUCUCUUGCUAUACCGACGGUGUCUGCUGGAUCUGGCCCCAUCUUCCUGGACCAGCUGGCUUGCUCUGAGUCAAGUGAGACUGUGCUGGAGUGCAACAGGUUCUUCUCUCCCACUGGUCUCCACGGCUGUGACCACUCCAUGGACGUCAGUGUGCGCUGUACAGACAUUGAUGAGUGUGCUAACAGCAAUGGUGGAUGCAAUCAGAACUGUACAAACACCAUUGGUAGUUUCUACUGCUCCUGUGGGGAAGGAUAUCGCCUUGGUAACCUUGGUUUCAUCUGCGAUGAUAUUGAUGAGUGUGAAGAGGAGAAUAAUGACUGUGCUCAGACCUGUAGCAACACUAUUGGCAGCUACACCUGCGGCUGUAACCUUGGUUAUCAGCUAGCCACUGACCAACGAAGCUGCUUAGACAUUAACGAAUGUACAAUGAACAAUGGAGGCUGUAAGCAGAACUGUAACAACACUGAUGGAAGCUUCAGCUGUUUCUGUGCCUCUGGGUACAGCCUGGACAGCAAUGGACUCAACUGCAGCGACAAUAACGAAUGUCUUGUGAAUAAUGGAGACUGUGAACACACCUGUACUAACUCUGAGGGCAACUUUAGCUGCUCCUGUGACACUGGCUAUAGCUUGGAUGAUAACCAACGUAACUGCACAGACAUUGACGAGUGUGGUAGAGACCCACCUCCAUGUCAUGUGGAUGCUAACUGCACUAACAUCGAGGGCAACUUCACUUGUACUUGUAACACUGGCUUCACUGGGGAUGGACUGGAGGACUGUGUUGACAUUAAUGAGUGUGUGGAGAGUUUUGACGACUGUGACGACAAUAGAGCAACCUGCACUAACACUAGAGGCUCCUAUAACUGCUCAUGUAACCAUGGAUACAUCGGGAAUGGAUUUACGUCUCAAUGCACUUGUACGGAGGGUGCCAUACUGCUCAUGAACGGUGUGUCUGUAUCACCAAGAGAGGGCAGAGUGGAGGUGUGUACGGACAAUGAGUACAAGAGUGUCUGCAACUUGUUCUUUGAUGAGCUUGAGGCUCAAGUCGUCUGUGAUCAGCUCGGAUUCUCCUCUCCUGCCACCACUUCAUUCCAAGUGCGAGAUGAUCGGUAUGGACUGGGGACAGGGCCCAUGAUUCAGAACAGCUACACGUGUGAUGGAACAGAGUCGUGGUUCUUGAACUGCACUGCAGAGUCCUCUGUGACCUGCACCAACGGUCACACUCAAGAUGCAGCUGUCAGAUGUGAAGCCUUGUGUGAGGAGGGUGAUGUGCGACUGGUGGCCUUUGGUGACACGAAAUCCUAUGUGAAUGACACUCAACGUCAGGGCCUCGUAGAGAUGUGUGUAGAGGGACAGUAUCGAAGAGUGUGCGAUAAUAACUGGGAAAAUGAAGAGUCUUCAAUCGUCUGUGGAGAACUCGGAUUGUCUAGAUACGGAGCUGUUGAUUUGCCGGGACGUGGUUUCGCUCAAGGUCAACCUGCUUUGUUGAAUUUGUCCUGUAUAGGCACUGAAGACAAACUCGGAAAUUGCACUUUUAAUAGAACUAGUUUCGAUGCCACAUGUGAAAUUGCUUCAGUGGUCUGUCAAGACCCCAGCACCACUACAGACGCAGGCUGCCCUGAGAAUGAAAUACGACUAGUUAAUGACAGCCGCUCUAUCGAUCUUCUGGACGGGAGAGUGGAAGUGUGCAUCAAUCGUGCCUGGGGCACCGUCUGCUCUGAGGGGUUCAAUAUUGAUGAUGCGAGAGUUGUGUGUGAGAGUUUCAAUGGAUCUGAUCCAGAUGGUUCCAUUUCUUUCAAGUCUGUGUCUACAUCUGGCUACACAGCUGGCAGUGGACCGAUCUUCUUCACUGGUCUUAGGUGUACUGGACAAGAGGAGAAUCUGGUGGAAUGUCCUGGAUCCUUCGGUGUCCACACUUGUACACACUCUCAAGACGUGGCUGUCAUCUGCCCAGAUAAGAAUGAGUGUCUCGAAGAGAAUCGUUGUGGAGGAAACAGCAAUUGCAUCAACACUCCUGGGUCCUUUGACUGUGUCUGUCGUGAUGGAUUCCAGGGAGACCCAUUCACCAUGUGCACAGAUAUUGAUGAGUGCUCAACAAACAUUGGAGGCUGCUCUGACGAUUGUGUCAAUACCGUCGGCUCAUUCUUUUGCACCUGUCCAACUGGUUUCCAGCUAGACGUUGAUGGUCGCACUUGUAUCGAUGUGAAUGAAUGUGAACAAGAUCCUGAUCCAUGUGCCAAUGAUGUAACAAGAGUUUGUGUCAAUACAAACGGUAGCUACACUUGCAAUUGUAGACUUGGAUAUCUUGAGAAUGCAAACAGUGUGUGUGAAGAUAUUGAUGAGUGUUCUGUUAGUAAUGGAAGCUGCUCUCAUGACUGUUUCAAUACUGAAGGCUCUUUUGAGUGCAACUGUCCAACUGGUCUCCAGCUAGAUGGUGGGAGAUUGAACUGCACUGAUAUCAAUGAAUGUUUGUCUCCUCACUCGACACUGACCAACUGUGACAGUGAGGAUAGAGCAAGUUGUACCAAUACUCUCGGCAGCUACCAGUGCUCCUGUCUGUCAGGCUACACUGGAGACGGUGCCAACUGCACUGACAUUGAUGAGUGUCUACUGGAUGAGGACAAUAACUGUGCCGCUCAGGCUGUGUGUGAGAACACUGUGGGUAGCUUCAGGUGUCAGUGCUCUCCUGGCUUCACUGGAGAUGGGAGUACCUGCACAUGUACUGAUGGUACAGUGAGGCUGGCCAACACAGUGGAUGGCAGUCCCCCUCAUUACAUAGCAAGGUCCCUCGAGGAUGCCUCUGUCUGCUUGUACACGGACAACAAGAAGAACUGCUCUCAGUCUUGGGAAACUCUCGAGGGAAGAGUGGAGGUGUGUAAGCAAAACAGAUUUGGGACUGUCUGUGACGAUCGCUUUGAUGUCCUGGAAGCAAGAGUGGUCUGUGGACAGCUCGGAUUCAGCUCAAGCACGAGUGUGGUACCCAUCAAGCGGUCUCCACGACUCUACGGAUAUGCCCCCCCUAACACACUCACUGUCCUGGAUAACUUACGGUGCUCUGGAAUUGAGCUCUCUCUACUUGAGUGUCAACCCUUCACAAACUCUCGUAUAAAAAUUUGCCAACACUUUGAAGAUGCUGGUGUGCAGUGUGGAGCUGUGUGCAUGGAUAGGAGUGUGCGUAUCAUUGCUGGUGAUGGAGAUGACUUCUACAAUGGACUAGACUCACCCCUCGAUCCCUCUUUCUAUAUUGAUGAGGAGUUGGCAGCUGGUCGACUAGAGAUCUGUGAAGAGGGGGUGUGGAGACCAGUCUGCAUCGAUGCCUUUGACUAUGCCGAUGCUUCAGUGGCUUGUGCUCAGCUGGGCUUUUCCAGAGCAGGUGCCAUCAACGGAGAAGACAAUCAGUUCCAAGGGCAGACUGACAGGCUUUACCAGAGGAACAUCACGUGUGUGGGCAGUGAGAACAGUCUGGUUGAUUGUGCUGUGUCUGACCAGCUCUUGGCUGACUGCAGCAAUACCUUGAGCAAUGCCUACAUAUCCUGUCAAGAUCUAGACACUGUUUCCUCAAACUGCACAAACUGGGAAGUGAGACUAGAGAAUGGCACCAGCGUGAGAGAGGGUCGGCUGGAGGUGUGUCUCAAUAAUGCCUGGGGCACUGUCUGUGACAACGGCUUCAGUGAUACAGACGCCUCAAUUGUCUGUGGCCAGUUGGACUUUGAUAGAGAGGAUGCAAGGGCUCAGUCUCAGUCAGACCUGGAUAUCUAUCCUGGGACUGGACCCAUCUUCCUGACCGACCUGCUCUGUGACGCAAGUGACAACACACUGUUUGACUGUCUGUUAAACGGAGGCUCCACUACUCUCAACACACUUGGGCUCACCAGAUGUGAUCAUGACCAAGACAUUGGUGUGGAGUGUAUUGCUACCUGUAAGAGUGAGACCUCGAUGACCACUCGUGGGAGCUACAAUUGGAUGAGAAUAUUUGCCGAGGAAAGGGGCUCUUUAUCAUGUGUCUAUGGAGCAGUGGACAGAGACAAUCAAGCACUGGUCAAUAAUGGCAUGGCUCUCAGAUACUGCAACGAGUAUGGCAACUGGGAAGAGGUGGACUUGAGAGACUGUCUCACAUUCACCAAAUCUAGACUUAUCAGUAUCGCUGAAAGUGUUGUGACAGACGAGAACUUGGAGUCUGUCACUGUGAGAUUGAUGGAAGCAGUCACUAUGGCCACCACUGAAGAAGAUCAGAGUGCUGAUAUUCUCGAGAGAAUUACGAACCUUGUUUCUGAAAUAGAGAGCUGCACUUCAGAGGACAGGUGCUCAGCUGGACCAACAGAGAUCAACAACUUAGUGAUGACUUUGGACAUAAUGCAAGACUGGAGAAAUGACACUCUCAGAGACUUCUCAGCAAAGAUUGCCCUGGGACUGGCGAGUAUAAUCUCAGACUACACCAGAGAGCUGACAAUACCUGAGGGGGAGACCAGUGUAUUUGAUUCAUUCCGGUCUGAAACUAUCACCUUCUUAGGGCUCAAGAAAGAACUAGUUGAACUACGGAGCGAAGGCGUCACAUUCAAUUCAUAUGGGGGUGCCUUAACAACUGGUGUUGCUGGAGAAUUGUACGACAGUGCUGCAACUGUUCCCGAGGGCUUAUUAUCCAUAACACUGCCUCCAAAUUUGUUCAACAACUUAAUUGUUGAUGAUGACAUCGUUGGUCUCCUAGGGGAGGCCUCUGGUCUGUUGCCUGGUGAUGAUGUCAGUAUUCUCUUCAACACAUACGACUUUUCCACUCUCUUUCCGAUAUCCAACGAGACCCAGUACAGACUUGCUAACAUCAGUGAUCCAGAACUAGUCGGUCAGUUUCAAGUGGCCUCUUCCCUAGUAUCAGCCUCUGUGGUUGGCUACGAUGCUCGUAAUCUACCAAACAACACCAAGGUCACCAUCAUCCUGAAACUUCAGUCGAAUGAGUCCCAAGUACCGCUGUGUGUCUACUGGGACGAGACUGCUCAGGGGGGUCAAGGUGAUUGGAGCACGGAGGGAUGUGAGAGAGUUGGUGACAAGUUUCUGGACAGGGUAAUCUGUCAAUGUGACCACCUCGGCAUUUUUGGAGUGUUCGUGAAUAUUAAUCCUCUACCUUGUGACCCUGGUUUUAUGAGCAACCCCAGUGCCACAGAUUGCAUUCCUAUUCGCCCUGAGGUGUCCAUAGAGUACACUGAGAGAGACCCUCUCACUGUCAUGAGCCUCCCUGACAAUACCUACCAAGUGGAGGUGGGCCACGAUUUCCAAGUUACCUGUAUCUCCACUGGAAACUUCAGUGGAGAGGUCACCUGGUACAAGCUCAGCAAUACUGGUGCAAAGGUUGUUGAGCUGAAUGCCACUGUUCCAGAAGAGAUGAUAAUGUCAUCAGGAUUUGGGGAUAAUAGUUCCAUUCCCUUUGAUCCCACCUCCCCUCCCCCUGUGAUUGAGGAGGAGCCUGGCCAACUGUAUGCCUACCGUCUCAGUCGCAGUGAGGUCACUCUGGGCACUCGGAGGAGGGACGUCCUCGGAGCCAGUGUUGGGACUGGACGAGUUGCCAUGGGAACGUAUGUUUGCGUGGCCAGUAAUGCUGUCAUCAACAACACAGUAAUGAUCACUCUUCAAGUCAAAGAUGUCCCAGUGACAGACCCCCAAACAACUCACUACAUUCGGUUCUCCACUCUGCCCUAUGAGAUGGCUUACAGUAAGCUCAAUGUCUACAGUGAAGGUCUGGUGAAUGCUGUGCUGAGCGAGGCAGUACUCGAUGCUCUCAACAGCUCCAUCAUCAACACUGUGCAGGACAACUCUUUCUCUGCUACCCAGCUGAAGACGACAUGCAACCCUGUAUCAAGUCGCCCUGAGGACACUACCAACAAUAUGAUGCGUGUGGAGUGCCAGAUAGUGAAUGUCCCUCGGCUAUCUACGGACACACUCUUGCUAUACUUACAAGACAUCUCCUUCAAUAGCAGGUUUCAGAGCAACCUGCAGUUGGGCCCACUCCAACUGAACAUAUCAAGUGAUGGUUUCUGUGACAAUGAGAUGAUAGACACACCCGACCGUCGUGGAGAAUACUUGUGGAGUGAAACCCAGGUUGGACAGACCAUUCAAAGGAGUUGUUUCUACAACAAUGCCUCGAUUGGAAGCAGGCAGUGUUUUAGUCACCUCCGCUGGGAGAAUGCGAACCUCAUGAACUGCAUCACCAGAGACACACUCGAGCUGCAAUUAUUAGCUGAGAGACUUGUGAAACAAUCUGUGACUGCUGACAAUGCUGAGGAAGUAGUUAGUCAGGUUACAAAUAUUGUGUCUAAUUUGGAUGAAGUGGAUGAACAGUCAGAAGCUAACCUCGACCUCAUUGUGAACGUGUAUGACAAUAUUGUGGGCAACUUGAUCGAUAAGGACUCCAACUUCUCUGUUUCAACCAAUUUUGCCGGGAACACGGUGUCUGUGUUGGACAGCAUAUCAGACUGGCCUGAUGAUGUUGUACAACAAAGAUCAUCAUCCCUUGUAAACUCCUUUGAAUCCAUUGCUGACAAUCUGGCUGGACAAGAAGUGAACGAUAAUGUUAAAGUGAUUGAGGAGUCAUUGUCCCUUCAAGUACAGAGGGAGGACAGGACUGUUCUGUUGGAAAGGGAAACCGUAUUUACCCCUCCAGAAGACAUCCUUGAUAGGCUAAACGUGUCCAACUCGAUAGUGGAGCUAGUCAACCUCUCCAUCUCCCUCCCUCCUCAAGUGUUCAACAUCUCCACUGACAAAGCUAUAGCUGGACUCAUCUUCACCUCUUACAAAGACACCACACUCUUCCAACUGACCCCUCCUGUCUCUGCAAACACCAGUGACUACAACUACACAGCUGACUCAGUGGUGCUGGGGUUUGCUGUGGCCGACACUGACGUGAGGAACUUGACAGAUCCUGUCAACAUUACUCUCCAAUCUCAGCGAGCAUUGCAAGGACUCAACUGGUCAGAGCCCAUCUGUGUCUCAUGGGUCUUCAACAGUAUAGGAGAUGGUGGAGGCAAUUGGUCCAAAGAAGGUUGUAAAUUGGGUAGCUAUAACAAGAGUACUGGAGAGGUCCAGUGCCAGUGCAGUCAUUUGACCAACUUUGCCAUCCUAGUUAAUGUGAAUGCACCACCAAUCUCAAAUGAGGUUAGAAUUGCUCUUGAAGCUCUGAGCAUCAUUGGCAGUGUGUUGUCCAUCGUUGGGCUAAUCAUCACCAUCUUUACCAUGCUCUUCUUCAAGAAGAUAAGAGUAAAAGAUGCUACCGUGUUCCACCUUCAGUUGUGUGUUGCCAUUCUGUGCAUGUUGCUGUCCUUCCUAAUUGGUGUGAAUCGAACAGAGGUGCCCGAGCUCUGCACCUUCUUCUCAGUACUCAUUCUCUAUUUCACUCAUGCCUCUGUGUUCUGGAUGGGGGCCGAGGCUCUGCUCAUGGGCAAGAAGCUUAUCUUUGACAUCUUUGGCAGAUUCUCCAUGACUAAAUUCACUGUUCUUGUGUCAUUCAUAGCUUGGGGUGUUCCCUUUAUAUUCCCUGUGAUUGGUCUGAGCACUUUGGCCACUCAAGAGAACUACCUCAUUCUAGUCGGAGAGGAUGCAGUGGAACGCAAUGUCUCUGGAUACUGCUUCAUCAGGGACAUCAGACUCCUCUAUGGGUUAUUCCUGGCUCCGAUGAUUCUUGUGCUUUUAUUCAAUACCAUCAUGUUCAUCAUUAUUGGCCGAGUGUUAAUCAAACACAGUAAGAAGAAACUAGACAACUUGAAAAACGAGAGAGAUAAGGAACAAAAGAAACGUGCACAAGCAAUAACCAAAGCUCUUAUCAGUAUUGUGAGCAUUAUGAUAAUGUUUGGUCUCUCGUGGUUCUUUGGAGCGCUGAGUAUUGGUGAGGGUGCAAGGGUGUUCCAGUGGCUAUUUGUCAUCUUCAACACCACUCAAGGAUUCAUGUUGUUCCUGUUCUUCUGUGUGAUUGGUGACGACGCUCGUGAGGAGUGGAAGAACUUACUCACCUGCAACAAAUACAGGAAUAAGGUGUCGCUCGGCCUUUCCUCUACCUCAAACUCGCACUCGAGACCAAUAUACAAGGGUCGUACGCGUCAUAGAAGAGGUAAACUUGACUCUGAGACAGGUUACACUAGCGAUGGACGAACUUCUAAUACAAUUCGACGCUCUGUCGGUCUUCCUCCGAUUGAGGAAAAGAAACCGCCAAUUGACAGUGUAGAACUACCUUCUAGAUACAGCAGAGUGAGCAGCAGUUUUAGCCAAGAUGCAUUAAUGAGCAUACAUGAAGAGGAUGCCAUUGAAGAGCAAGUGGAUACUUCACUUGUCAUUGGUAAUGGGAACACUGAAAAGUCUAAGAAACCAAGGCAACUACCACCACAUGUGUACAUUAAGCUGAAGCGACCCAUUUACACAGUUGAGACUAUAAAAUACGACGAAGAUGGACUACAAGAAAAAGUCGAUCUUUCCUCAGGCUGCUACAACGAUAACCCAGAGGCACAAGACACAAAUGACGAUGUCUUCAAUAGCCACACCCAAGACCAAGAUAUUGAUGGACUGUUUUUCAGCAACAACUUUCAAGACACGAGUGUAUUGGACUCAACCACCAUGGACACUACCGAACCAGCCACUCAGAUGUCUAUACUUUCCAACGGUGCUAACAAUGAGAGCUCCUUUUCCGGUCAACAGCCGAGUCCAAACCACGAUCAGGGAGAAGAUGCGAUGGACAAGACAGACACUUUGACCAACCUCGAUGAUUUCGCUCAUGAUAUCGAUUCAUCUCAAGUGGUGCUAUUGAGACAAGACACUGAGGAAGAGGAGACCACUAGCUUGUAGAGUGGAAUUGUAAUUAUUAUAAUAAAGCUGUAAUUUUGACUUAUGACACAUGUAUGACACAUAGAUCUAGCUCGUUUAUGCCACCAUAUAUUGCACUUUUAUUCCCACUUCUCAUGAAAUUUUGAAAGAAAGUUGUUUAAUAAG
Molecule: messenger RNA, 18985 nt
Organism: Halichondria panicea
Lineage: Eukaryota; Metazoa; Porifera; Demospongiae; Suberitida; Halichondriidae
Exons: 108
Coding region: 110-18841 (6243 amino acids)
Biological process (GO): G protein-coupled receptor signaling pathway; cell surface receptor signaling pathway; cell-matrix adhesion
Cellular component (GO): membrane
Molecular function (GO): G protein-coupled receptor activity; calcium ion binding
Source: RefSeq, a predicted model, not a curated record